CAGCAACAGGUUAGUUAAUAAUUCAUUGAUGUUCGGUUCGUGUGUUUUUCUGCGCUCUCGUUUCGAUGACUUUUAGCCGGGAAAUCCCGUAAAAUAACUGGCAAAAAGUCAAAAAACCUUCAUAUCUUAUCGUGCACCAUCAAAUUAAGCCAUAAAAAUGUGAAAAAAGUGGCAAAAAUCCUCGCAAAUCCGUAAAUAAAUAAAAAACUGAGACGUCGUCAAAAAUAUUUUUCUCUUCUCUCGCCAUUCAUUCUCUCGACGAGUACGCAGUACCGAAGGACAUCUACUAUCAGUGUAGGAGAAACGUGCGCCGAGAAGCCAGGAGACACUCAAAAAAUAAACAACAACAACUGAUAAUAUUCUGAUUCUAUCAAAGUGUGAAACGUGUACGGACAUUUCUCUACCACGACGACGACGACGACAUCGAAGGCAAUACACAUGCAACUAAAUAUAUCGUUUGUGAAGUACUUUUAUAUAAUCGCUCGCAUUGCCAGUCAGUCAUUCGGAAGAAGCGAAAGAAAAUAGAUGUUCGACGCACUUGAAAGACGAAAAAAACUAGAAAUCAAGUACUCAUAAUAAUAAAAAUAUUUCACUCGAACAAGUAAAAUACCGAGAAAAAUAGCAGAAUUAGCCUUAAUAUCGUGUUAUGUUAACUAACGCGCGAACCUGUUUUGACGUGUUUUCAAACAUAAAAACAUCGGAUCGUUAUUGAUAAAUAAAUAUUUUUAUUUUACAACGAAAAAAAAAAUAUUUUUUAAAAAUAUUAACAAGGCGAAAAUUCCCACAAAAAAAAAAUUAAAUGCAAAAAAUAGUUCAAAAAAAAGGUGACUGAACGUAAAAUUAUUAUCACAAAAAAAAAAAAAAUAGGAAAAAUAAAUUUUUUUCUUAUCAAUAUCAGUGAAUUGUUUUGUUCUACAAAUUAAACAUUGAACAAUCGAUAGUGAAACAAAAGCAGAGAAAUAUCUCUCAAGAUAGAAUUCUGAAGUUCAAUAAUUCACACACAAGUGAUACAUGUUCCAGUUCUCCGACAAAAUACACAGAUCAUCAAACAAAAACAAGAAUACAAAAAAAUUAACGUCAAUUUACUACAAAAUUGAACCUUGAUACGUACGUUUAAAAUAAUAAAAAAUUUUAAUAAUAAUAGAGAGUGCAAAGUAACGUGUUUAUUUAUAUAAAACUAAGAAAAAAAUUAAAUUUGAGAAAACUGACAAAUUCAGUAAAAUAAAAAAAAGUGAUCAAAUCAACGGUAUGCUAUUAAAAUAUUCAAACGGGCCAUUUGUAGGAAAAGGUGGCAAAGGAAAAGGAAAAUUCAUUCGAGUGAAUGGUGGUCAUAAAGUGAACAAUUCGAUUGCGAGCAUAAACCGAAUAUACCAACGUAGACAAUAUUAUAGUAGAUUGCCUGGCAAGCGUCCGAAUUUGGGGAAAAUACUACCGAGAAUUUCUCCGCCUGCACCUAGCGACAGUUCGAACGAUAGCGGAUUAGGAACGGAUGGAAUAAAUCAUUACGCGACGCAUCAGCAUCAAAAUCAACAACAACAACAGCAAAAUCAUCAACAACAACAAAUUUUUCAAGAAUUUGGAUUCGGCAGUAUCAUAUCGACAGCAACCGUGGCACCAACAAUUGUUCAACCGCCGCCAAAUUUCUUCUUUUUUAAUCAUCAUAGGCUUGAAAACGACGUCACAUUGAGUGAUAGACAUCGCAUAAUUGACGAAAAAGAUGAGCAUCGGAGACCCAAACGACCUCGCAUAGCAAGCAUUGCUUUAGAAUCGGAGGAUGCAUGCAGCGACGAGACCUUUAUGAUGUCGCAACGCACUGCAGGAAGCUCAACCGAGCAGCAACAGUCACCAAUUAACUACAGUGCCAAGCGAUUAUCGGAGCCUGGAUCGUCAAAAUACACUUCGAUGUCAAAACGCCUCCAACAAGGUCAAGUUGUUGCUUCAACGUCACAAUUCACGGGCGCCGCAUCGCAUUCGCCGCCCGAAGGAAGUGUUUCGCGCGACGGCAAAGUGCAUUUGCAAAUUUUGUCGCAACCCGAGCAACAACAUCGGGCACGUUACCAAACGGAAGGCAGUCGAGGCGCGAUAAAAGAUCGCAAAGGCAGCGGAUUUCCUCUAGUCAAGCUCGUGGGGUACAAUAAACCGGCGAAAUUGCAAGUUUACAUCGGGACUGAUGUAGGACGAGCCGUUCCUCACAUGUUCUAUCAGGCAUGCAAGGUAUCGAGUAAGAACUCGACGCCGUGCUCCGAAACAAAAAUCGACGGAACUGUCGUAAUCGAGGUCGAUUUGAGUCCGGAAACAGAUAUGACGGUGACGUGCGAUUGCAUUGGCAUCCUCAAAGAGCGAAAUGUCGACGUAGAAUUACGGUUUCCGGAUCAACAAACGCCAAAAAGCAAGAAAAAGUCAACGCGAUGUCGCAUGGUUUUCAAGACGGAAAUUAUCAACGACGAUGGCGAGAAGGAAUCUCUCUUCAUUUGUUCGCAACCCAUCGUUUGCACUCAACCUCCGGGUGUGCCAGAAAUUUGCCGCAAAUCAUUAUCCGAAUGUUCGUGCCUCGGAGGACAAGAUUUGUUCAUAAUUGGCAAAAAUUUCGCCAAAGAUACACGAGUUAUCUUCAAAGCAGUCAAAAAAGGGACUUAUAACACGAUUUGGGAAGAGACUGUCAUUCCGGAACAGGAGUUUUUGCAACAGACACAUUUAAUAUGUACUGUGCCUCCAUAUCUCGACACGACAAUUGUCUAUCCCGUGAAUGUGCAUCUCUUCAUUAUCUCGAACGGCAAGAAGAGUGAUUCGCAAAAUUUUUUGUACACACCGCAAGCAAGCUCCAUCAAUACGUUAUCGCAAAUGAGUUUGACGGCGAUAACGGGAGGCCCGAAGGCAAUCCAGCAGGCACAUGGAAAGCCAGCGCCGCGAGACGAUGUUGCAAUUUUUGUGAGUAGCGAAGGGUUCGAAACCGACGAAAGUUCCGACACAAAGAUGAACGUAAUGUUGCCGCCGGCAGCGCCAUCAGCUGGCGUAUCCCUCAUGUCUUUGGAUUUGCAAACGGAGCCAAGCGAUUUGCAGGCAUUGGCUGCUGUCAAAGCGGAAUUGCUCGAGGAAACAUCUCAAUCGUCGUUAAUGAGCACCACAUCGGGCACAGAAUCGUUACAAGCGCAUUCGUCCUCCGAUACCUUGGCUUUCUCCUCACAAAGUAACAGCAGCAGCGCCAUUAAACAAGAGGAAAAAAUGGAAAUUGGCAGUGAGAUGAUGUUGCCAGGCGACAUGAUUGAGAUGCAAAUCAAGCAGGAAAUUGCGCGACGUGGCAGUAUGACACAAUCCAAUCCAACGACGCCCGAAUAUUCGCAAAUUUUGAGUCCGAUACUCCCGCAAGUAGUUCCUACGCUCCCAAGUGACGCACAAAAGUCCCAAUUACUCAUGGAGCACUAUCAGGCGAACUUGGUAGCGGCAACGACGACACAAUUGUCGCUUCAUGGGACACGCGACGUGCUCAUGUCUCACGAUCCGGCGUCGUUGCGUUCUUCCGAAAACAUCAUGAACACAAAUAUCGCGCCAACGCUCAUGGUUCCCGCGGUGCAUGGCGGCUUGGAAAGCGUUAAUCCAAUUUUGUCGUCGCCCGUUCUCGCUGGCGUCGAUUCCGCAGCCCUUCUUGCCGCGUCAACAGCGACUCCCAUGGAACAAGACUCAUCGCCGCCCGCACGAACGUCUCCCGUUGCCGUGAAAACGAUGAUUUUGAAUGCCGCCGCGGAAAUUCUCUCGUCUCCCGAAAAUCCCCCGUCUGCGGAAACACGUUCGACAAUCAAUGCCCUCAUGGCAUUCAAUUCCGAACUGAGUGCCGUCACGGAAACUCCAUCGAACACGACACCGACAAAUCCUACCGAAACAAAUCCGUCAAACACACUCACCGGAUCGCAUCUAUUGGAGAAUGAAAUUAGGGUGGAAAUGAGUUUAAGCUCGUCUUCAGCCGCACAUCAUCCGCACCACCGAACCGACUCCAUGAUGCACGUUUCGCAUCAUCCUCAUCAUCAUUCGCAGCAGCAGCAUCAUCAACAAGCAUCUGUGGGAAUUUGCAGCACGGAAACGACGACCACGACGACGUCGCAAUUACCGCAAGAGCCACAAACGCAGCAAACUUCAUCGCCCUCGGAUGCCUCAUCUUCAUCAUCGUCGCAAAAUCAGCAAAGUACAACAAACAAUAACAAUGCACAGACUUCAAUUCCUCAGGAAAUCGCGACAAUGUCCGAUAACGACAUUAUUAGUUUCUUUAAUCCCAAUGCAUUUGAUCAAGUGUAAUUAAGUGAUACUGAUUCAGGAUGUAAACUAAAAAAAUAAAAAUAAGAAUUAAUGUUAUUUAAAAUUCUACGAUUUACUAUGGAGGACUUCGAUGGAUUUCUGACUGUUUCAAAUUUUAGAUUUUAAGUAAAAAUUAUAUUAAAAAAUUAAUUAUUAAGAAAAAUGUCAAUUUCUCGCCAAAUUGGUACUAAAUUUUAAGAAAAAAGGUUUCGUACAUGUUUAAAUGUGCUGUUAAAAAUUUUUAAAAAUUAAAGAAAAAAUUAAAAAAAAAAAAAUAAAUUAAAUUAAAUUAACAGUGUCUUAGGUAUUAAACCCCUUUGAAGCCCAAAUCAAAUAUUUUUUAUCCCAAGAAAAUUAAAUGCAGGUUAAAGCAGAGCCUUACCUAAAAUUUAUAAUUAUAUAAAAUAAAAUAAAAUAAAUAAAAAACAUACAAUGAAUUUCAAAACAGCCUUUAACAUUAAAACGAACUUUAGAAAUAGAAAUAAAUAUACGUA
This is a messenger RNA of Culicoides brevitarsis, 4781 nucleotides long. It is a transcript of the gene NFAT, whose product is annotated as nuclear factor of activated T-cells 5. The transcript has 10 exons. Lineage: Eukaryota; Metazoa; Arthropoda; Insecta; Diptera; Ceratopogonidae. Bases 1249 to 4287 code for a protein of 1012 amino acids. Gene Ontology annotation, cellular component: transcription regulator complex. The record is from RefSeq and is a predicted model, not a curated record. Gene Ontology annotation, biological process: regulation of transcription by RNA polymerase II. Gene Ontology annotation, molecular function: DNA-binding transcription factor activity, RNA polymerase II-specific; RNA polymerase II cis-regulatory region sequence-specific DNA binding; transcription factor binding.